This is a messenger RNA of Betta splendens (Siamese fighting fish), 3786 nucleotides long. It is a transcript of the gene minar1, whose product is annotated as membrane integral NOTCH2 associated receptor 1. Gene Ontology annotation, biological process: negative regulation of TOR signaling; negative regulation of cell population proliferation. Bases 699 to 3104 code for a protein of 801 amino acids. The transcript has 4 exons. NCBI's taxonomy places the organism in Eukaryota, Metazoa, Chordata, Actinopteri, Anabantiformes, Osphronemidae. The record is from RefSeq and is a predicted model, not a curated record. Gene Ontology annotation, cellular component: plasma membrane.
UCAUUGUAGCAGAGUGCUGCUACUCAGAGAUGAAAGCCUUGCCCUUGUGUUGCUCUAAUGGGGUUUUAAGUACAAGCCUUUAUGGAUGAUAAUGUGGAGUAAUGGUGAAAUUGUCUGGGAGGGCUGAAGUCUGGCAGACAGCUGCAUGUAGGCAGCAAUCUAGCAGGCAAUUUACCCUGGACCUUAUGGGCUACUGACAGUUGUGAGCUUUGGAAGUGUCAAUUAGCAAACAUCAAUUUUUAAUCUGUGCUUUAUUAGCCUGCUCAACGUCCACACAUAAAAAAUUACUGUUAUUGCACCUGAGAAAAUAUGCUCUUGGUGCUGACCCACUCAUCCACUCAGGAGUGACCUGCCAAGUGCGUGUCUCUCCUGUGCAUCUAUUAGAAACGUGGAUGCACUGUUGCAUUUGCACGUGUCGCCGCUAAUGCGUGAUGAGGGGAAACCGCUCGGAUGUAUUUUGAGGUCCCGUCGAGGACUGCAGGGACUUGUGGGAAGAUGACCUGAUUUCUCGCUUUCUCCUCUCCUGCCUCGGCUCAGCUGCUACAAACAGAGGAGCCCAGGACUGUGACAACAUGAUCCGACCAGUAUCUGCUCGGAAAAUGGAAUCGGCUUCGGGCGUGAAACUGGAUUUUAUUUGUCAGUGCUGAUGGACGUAGGCGUGCCUGCAGGUGUUUUUCAGUAGAUUAAGGUGAGCAGCCAUGGCUAACCUGCAGCAGGAAUAUCCUGGGGUCCUCCUGGGGAUCCUGGAGGAACUGGCCAAUAUGCGGCAGUGGCUAACGUUCCAGGACCUGUGUCGUAUGGUCAGCAGUCGCUUCGACCUAGAGCACCUCAUUGAGCUCAGGAGCUUGCUCUUUGCUGCUGCCAGCCGAGAUCCCUGCUUCCCAGCUACUCUGUUCAGAGACCGGGUUUCCACCAGAGGCCAGGGGCUAUCACCAAUAGGCGUUGCCGCUGACAUUGUAACUAUAUUCAAUCUUAUUCAGAUGACAGGUGGGGCUGCUGAUGACAGUCAGCCAAUGAGAGCCCAGACGGUCCUUCCUGUGGACCAGUCCCCAGGCCCCAGUCUGCCUGGAAUCCAUCAGCUCAAUAUUCCUGUCCGAGAGAGAGGACGUGCCCACUCCGAUUCUGGUGGCGGACCAAUUGACCAGCACUUGCUACCUCCAAAAUCGAAUUACUCGAUGCGCAAGCGAUCAAGUCUACCCCCCGAUCCACUCUCACUUGUGUUCUCCCCUCCAAUCAGGGCUAGGGCUGUGUCUUUCGACCUGCCUCACACUACACUCUUGUAUCCUAGUGGCCAAAUUCCCAACGAGGUCAUGAAGAAUAUCUACCUGCCUUUGGAAACAGACAGCGAAUCCAGCGGAGACUCUGCACCCAUGGAGGUGUUUGACGCCGAGCAGGAAUCGACCGUCGACCAGAAGAGAAACGUCUUCAGGAAGGACUUUCACAAUCAGCCGCCUCUAAUACCGCAGGUGACUGUUAGCAGUGAGUCUCCGAGUCCCAAUAAGGGGCAGAAAGUGUUUGAAAAUCCAAAUUUUGAAAUUAUUCCAAAUCCGUACCCCUCACCAACGGCGGUCCACCAGUCACCGGAGCAGAGGACUAAACACGAGAGCCUCGAUGACUUGCAGGACUCUACUUAUUUCGGACCUGGCUCAGAAUGGUCCCCGCGUCACCUUCAGCCACCCAGGAACCAGAGAUCUAUCUGGAACAACAAGAGCCACAGUCUAGAGGACCGGAUAAGCUCCAGCAGUGUUGGGAUGGAGAUAGAAACUCCGGGAGGAAAACUUCCAAGAAGAUCAACCCCUGCUAUAAGCACUUUGGGCUCCUCGGGAGGUGAGAGUGUGGAUAGUGGUUUGCCAGUUGUAGUUGAUGGAGUUAAGGCUCAGGCAACCCAAACAGACCCACCAGACCCCCGGCGCCUCCGUAGCCUGGUCCACGCUGAUCGACUCUCCUUCAUGACCUCACUGGACGACCCUGAGUUUGGGGAGGAUGACAUCAGUGCCAUCUUUCGUUUCUUAGACGACAUAAGCAUGUGUGGUUCCACUGGAGUCCUGCACCCCAGCGAUGGCUCAGGAGCCGGUAACCAAGACACUCCAGAGGCCAGACGUGGCCGCCUUGGUCAGCUCCAAAGGCUUUUUCACUCUCUGGAAAGCAGUGACGAUGGGCUAAAGGCUAGUGUCUGUAAACUGCUGCUCCGUAUGAGCCAGAUAGAAAGACAAUUGGAAUCACUGAAUGAUGUAAAGGCUGAGAUUUCCCAAGUGCUGUCUGCUCUCCAGCGACUGGAUGAAAAGAUCCAACAACCUAUUAGCGGUGGUGGACAAGGCUCUGGCGGGCGAUGGCUGGAGCCUCUUAGCGGCGUGUCCUCCUUUAUGAGCCACCCCGUAACUCCCUCAGACUCCUCAGAGCCCCAGCCUCUGUCUGCAUCUGGACAUCUUUUUCCCGGGACCAGCACUAGUAGUCUGGACUGGAGCCGAUGGAACACUCCUGGGGAGCAAAGAGAAAGCAGCAAGGCUCAGGCGGAUUCAAAAGUCGGGAAAGAAGGGAAGAAGGACGCAUCAUCUCGACGUGCCUCCAAAAGUCAUCUUGAAGAGAAGAGUGCCCCCGAGUCCAAACCACUGAAUGCUUCCAACUCUGCAAGAGACUGGACAGUGUCGUUCUCAAAGAACAAAGAACUUUCACAAGGAAAAGUUGGACAGACAGAUCAGUCUGGCAGCACAACUAACCUGCUCCCCCAAAAGCCCUCCACUCUGGUAGAACAAGUGUUUAAUUCGUCACUGUUCCGCCACAAAGACAGCAGUCUGACAGGUGGGCUAACCUCCGGGAAGCUCUUGGACCCAAGACUGGCCGAGGGGAGGGGGAGGCCCGUCUGGACUGUGGACGACAGGGAGGCUCGCAUCUCCUCUUUAGACUUACAGGGCCAGGAGUCUCUAAACCCCAACAACAUGGAGUUCUGGAUGGACGACAUUUACACACCCGGCUACGACGCUCUACUGAGGCGUAAAGAAGCUGGGCUACGCCGGGCCAAGGUCUGCAAGCUCAUUGGGCUCAUUGCCACUGCAGUGACUAUCAUUCUCAUCAUUGUCAUCCCCAUCUGCACCGUGGGCUCGUGAGGACCUUGACCAGCAACAAUCACGUUUGCCAAUUUUGAUUCAAAUUAUUUACAGUAAUUGUCGUUAGCUGCUGCUGUGCAUCCGGAAAAAAUCUAACUAAACAACAGGUUGCCUGUAACUCUUUCGUAAGUUGACUGUAACUUUCGACCAUACAGAUUCAAAAUAGAAAUCUUCUAACUUUUACUUUAGAUCAACUUAAUGAAGAUAUUUUUCUUUUACAUGCAACCUGUCGUUUCGGAUUCAUUUUUUGAGUGUGCACCCAGGAACCUGCACCCCAUUCUCAUGGAGACAAGCAGAUGAAAGACUGUUACUCCAAGAAUCUAAACAUGGAUUAGUGAUCACGUAAUAUUCAGUGGCGCCUUACAUUUAUCUGCAUGCAGACAUAGGACAUACAGCACGACUGCAACUGUAGCCUAUUUGAAAUCAUACAGAUUCUUCAUCAUGCAGAGUGUGAAGCCCUUUUCCUCCAUUUACAGCCAUUUUUUGAUGUGAUGUGUGAUCUGAUUAAUAUCAGGUGGCUGCAGAAUCAGUUAGGGAUGAACAUUUUGUAUAGCUAAACUAACUCUCAGACCAUUUGUUCAAACAGCCAAUACUGAGCCAAUGUAAAUGUGUCAGUUUCUUAUUUCAUUUGUUUUUUCACUUGUUUUGAGAAUAUCUCUAUUACAGAUACAUUGUGAAUCAG